This is a messenger RNA of Pestalotiopsis fici W106-1, 1539 nucleotides long. RefSeq lists its product as uncharacterized. The transcript is spliced from 4 exons. Lineage: Eukaryota; Fungi; Ascomycota; Sordariomycetes; Amphisphaeriales; Sporocadaceae. The record is from RefSeq and is a predicted model, not a curated record. Gene Ontology annotation, molecular function: protein binding; ATP binding; protein kinase activity. Gene Ontology annotation, biological process: protein phosphorylation; chromosome segregation. Gene Ontology annotation, cellular component: centrosome; nucleus; cytoplasm. Bases 1 to 1539 code for a protein of 512 amino acids.
AUGGCGAAGCCAGUCACCGCGAAUGAGGAAAUCAGGCGCGUUCCACCAGGCUGGAGAGUCAUGAAGACCGUCAAAACUGGCCGAGUACACUAUCAUCACCCGAGGGACGCCCCCAAUGGCACAUUUGUGCAUCCUGUUUUGGGCAAACUCCCACACGGGUGGCAGAUGGUCAAGGCACCAGGUUUGUACUUGUACUACAACACCGUAACACGAGAAACGACGAAAUAUAGACCAUCGCAGCCACUCUCUCAGCCAAGCGCGGCUCCGAAAGGAUCCGGGGAUUCAUCUGCUCAAAUUGUACCACGGAACGAUUCGAAUAGACCGGGUUCUAUUGCACCGCCUGUAGGCUUUGCCAAAGUCAGAGCAGGCAUGAAACUAGAGCGCAACACGAUUGCCAGCACUACCCUCGAAGACAAGUACGAUGUAGUCAAAAUCAUAGACCCGGGCGACGGAACAAAAGGAGGCAUGAAUGCCGGUAUCUUUGUAGUUCGCAAGAAAUGCACAAGCGAAUUGUUCAUACAAAAGAACUUCAAAUCCGACAACGAUUUCAUGAUCAGCUUGGUCAAAAAUGAAAUCAAGAUCAUGCGAGAGUUGAGAUGCAACUCUCUGGCCACGGUUUAUAUGGAAUUCUGCGACUGCGGCGACUUAGGCCAGCUCAUAUCGAGUUACAAAAAGCGCAAAAAGGCCGACCCCUCCUUUGCCGAAUAUAUUCCAGAGUCCUUCAUUUGGCACGCCUUUCUGGCGCUGAUCGACGGCCUACACUUUCUUGCCACGGGCUCCUCGUACCUAUCGAUAGACCUCAACCACGGAAAUAAUAAUUCAACAAACCGAGCUAAGAAGAUUGGUAAAGGGUCAAGUUCUUGGACGCCAAUUGUGCAUCGCGACAUUAAACCCGACAAUGUCAUGCUCAAGUCUCGCUCGACGCCGGGCUCCAGUAAGCCGCUCUAUGUCAUCUUGACAGACUUUGGCAUGGCGGAGCGUGAGGCAGUCGCCGCUGAAGGACCACCGUGGCUCGUGUACGGCACACCAGAGUACCACGCGCCCGAGCUCUGCUUUGCACCAUUCUUGACAACUUCCGACCAGCUCAAUGAGCUCGCAUCGCCGCAUACGCCCCGAUCCGAUAUCUGGGCCGUCGCCGCCAUCAUGCACGCACUAUGCGAGAGAAAUGUCCUCGGCCAUAGCAAGUCAACAAUCACUUUUACAUUCAACCCCGCAGGAUUGCUAACUGUACUGCUGCUAGUGGACAUGACCUGCUGGACCUUGUCGGACCCGGCCGAGCGAGAAUUGCGCUGGCGCGGUCGGGCGGCCCGCAAGCAAGUCUUGCAAAUCACUGAUCGGUCCGUCUACUCGGAUCGGCUCGAGUACUGUAUCAAGUACGCCGGCGACGCGGAUCCGAAGCAGAGGCCGGAUGCCCGAAUUCUCUUGCCGAGAUUACAAACGUACAUGGAGAUUUGGCGGGCGGAUCCGAACUGGAAGGCACAGACUAACAUCAAUUGCAAAUUGCCGGACUGGGCAGUAGAGAAGAGCGAUUUGGUUUGA